Gopherus evgoodei (Goodes thornscrub tortoise) is the source of this 1449-nucleotide messenger RNA. It is a transcript of the gene CFL2, whose product is annotated as cofilin 2. NCBI's taxonomy places the organism in Eukaryota, Metazoa, Chordata, Testudines, Testudinidae. The transcript is spliced from 4 exons. The record is from RefSeq and is a predicted model, not a curated record. Gene Ontology annotation, cellular component: cytoplasm; actin cortical patch; actin cytoskeleton. Gene Ontology annotation, molecular function: actin filament binding. Bases 108 to 608 code for a protein of 166 amino acids. Gene Ontology annotation, biological process: cell motility; actin filament severing; actin filament fragmentation.
GACUCGUCCCCCAGGCAGCCGAGCCCGAGCCCCAGCCCCCCGCGCGCUCCGUGCGAGCAGCAUCCCAGCGUUGCAGGCAGCCGCCGUCGCCACAGGGACCCGGCACCAUGGCUUCUGGAGUAACAGUGAAUGAUGAAGUUAUAAAAGUUUUUAAUGACAUGAAAGUAAGGAAGUCUUCAACCCCAGAAGAGAUUAAAAAAAGAAAGAAAGCAGUUCUUUUCUGUUUAAGUGAUGACAAAAAACAGAUAAUUGUAGAGGAAACAAAGCAGAUAUUAGUUGGUGAUAUUGGCGAUACUGUGGAAGACCCCUACACAUCCUUUGUGAAGUUGUUACCUUUGAAUGAUUGCCGAUAUGCUUUGUAUGAUGCCACAUACGAGACAAAGGAGUCUAAGAAAGAAGACCUGGUAUUUAUAUUCUGGGCUCCAGAAAGUGCACCUUUAAAAAGCAAGAUGAUCUACGCAAGUUCUAAAGAUGCCAUUAAAAAGAAAUUUACAGGUAUUAAACAUGAGUGGCAAGUAAAUGGUUUGGAUGAUAUUAAGGACCGUUCAACACUUGGAGAGAAAUUAGGAGGCAAUGUGGUAGUUUCACUUGAAGGAAAACCCUUAUAGAAAGACAGACAAGUGCCAUCUGGAUCUAAGGAGCUUCCAUUUCUGCAGCUCGUUCAAUUGGAAUAGUAUAACUCCUCCUCCCCCCCUCCAUUCACCUUUCUACAGACCUGAAGGAGAUGUCAUUAAAUUAAACUGUCUACCAGUGAUUGCCAUUAGAUUCUUUAAUCCUGGUAGUUUUAUGUAAACCCCAAGGAAUGCCUUCAUGUCAUACUCUUAGCCAAAGCUGAAGUUGCAUGCAUUCCUUGCAACCUGUACAGUGAAUGUGAUAGUUAAUGUGAAUAGUCUAGCAAACAGCAAAGGGUAAGCUAAUUGAAUGCCUUGAAAGUAUUAUCCACUGGUCAGAUGGUAGAUUCUAUUCAGUAUUACCUACAGUUGCACUUGAUUGCAGUUCCAUGAGGCUCUUGUGCAUUCAUACACCUCACCUGCCUUGACAAGCCUAUUUUUGUGACAUGGCAGCACACAACACUAUGCAUUUAAAGCACUUUUUUGUAAUAUGUUUGAUUUAUUUUCUCCCUCUCCCCCCCCCCAAAGAAAUGCCAAUUAAGUUGCUGUAACUGUGUCAUCAAACAAUUGUAGUACCUCGGUUUUCAUUCCUGUUACAUGCAUAUCUUUAUAAAUGAAGUAGCUGUUCUGAUGCCUUUCGUUUUCCAUUGAAUGUACACUACUGAACAGGAGCAGGAGUUAUGUUUACCAUGUGAGUCUUGCAACACGAAAGUUGUUUUGUUAAACAUCAGUCAUGAUGGCAGUUUCUGUAUAAAAAGAGCCUUAAAUGGAACACUGUUUUUGAGAUAAAAAAAACAAACUGGCCACGUUGCAAUAAAACUUGUGGCUUAUUACAGAA